AUGAUCAAGUUGAAAAAAAGUCAAAAAUUUGCAGAGACCUAUUCGGAGCGUCUUCGUGAUGACUUGUUCAACUUUUUCGCGACGGUAGCUGUAGAGAUUCAAGUGGAGAAUAUCAAGAUUCAGGAGCAGGCGAUGGCGAUUAAGCCUCAAUCGGCGGCUGUGGUGGCUGUCACGGAGGCGGCGAGUUCCCGUCUCUUUACCGCCCUUCUCAUCACGAUCGGAGUCAUCUUGCUUCUCUGUGUUCUAAUCGUGUUUCCUGUCAUCUGUUGUCUCAAAAAGCGUGGAGCAUUCUCGUCAGAACACGUUCAUGAUGAUGAUGUCGAGUUGCCGGAUGAAGGGGAUGACGAACAGAGAUCUCCACGAAGGCCGGCGGCCGUUUCUCCCGCGAGAGCCUUCUCUCCGGCACGUCAUCCGUCCGCUUCUCCGGUGGCUAAAUCCCCCAAAUCACCGAUCCGUCGUGGAAUUUCAAUGAGACCACCGGGAACACCGACAAGAAAUGGAAUCACAUUUCUCGGAUUGGAACUGAGUAUCCUAAUUGGCAUCUCGUUCGUCGCAAUUAUAUCAUGUUGCUUGGCGAUUUCAGUCUAUUCGGUUAAUAUGAUUGUACAGGACAUUUUAUUGGAUAAAAAGAAGCAAAAACUAGUGGAAAAAUAUAAAGAUGCGGAGGAUUUGGAGAAGGAAAAAGAGAAAAAGUUGGAGGAAGAGGAGGAUAAAAAACAGGAGGAAUUGGAGAAGAAAGCGGAAGAAAAACGGGAAAAAGAUGAGGAAGAUAGGUUGAAGAGAAGGGGAAUGCCGCCUGUCUGA
This is a messenger RNA of Caenorhabditis remanei, 804 nucleotides long. RefSeq lists its product as uncharacterized. Lineage: Eukaryota; Metazoa; Nematoda; Chromadorea; Rhabditida; Rhabditidae. Bases 1 to 804 code for a protein of 267 amino acids. The transcript is spliced from 4 exons. The record is from RefSeq and is a predicted model, not a curated record.